CGGUGCUCCACCUUUAAAGGUCCGAGACAUAAUACUGUGUACAAGAUCAGCAGAGAACAGUUCUACUGGAAGCCAGUUCUUCAGCCUGUCUGCAACUUAGAAGAGGAGGCCUCUCAGCUGAAAGAAAUGUCGUCUGGCGUUACAAUCGGCGAUGGUGUUAUAGAGACAUUUGACAAAAUGAAGCUCAUGAAGUCUGAGAAGAAAGCUGUAUUCUUCGGUUUCAGUUGUGAUGAAAAGUACAUUGUCGUCGAAGAGGGAAAGGAAAUUCUUUCAGGAGACUGCAAUGGGGACUUUUUCCCACGUUUAAAAUCAAUGUUCUCCGACACCAAGUGCUGCUAUGCAUUGCUUGACAUUGAAUAUGUUACGGGGGAGUCAAAAAAAAGAGACCUGAUAUUUGUCUUGUGGGCACCUGAAGAUGCACCCAUCAAAGAAAAGAUGCUUUUUGCUAGCUCCAAACCAUAUUUAAAACAAGCUUUUUCAGGAGUAAACAAGCAAUGGGAAAUCCACAGCCAAGAUGAUCUCACUGUUGAUCAACUGGCCCAGAAACUUUCAAGUGGCAAAAUUAAAUCUUUGGAAGGACACCUCUUAUAGAUCAGUAGUGCCAGCUGUAUGGAGAACCUGGAUAUUGCGCAACACAGUCUGCCAAUGCAGAGUGUCUACAGUGAUAGUUUGGCUCAAUAACGUCAUUCGCAAAUAUUUUUAUAUUUUACAGAAACUAGCGGAUCUCAGCUCGCAUAGAGUGCUCAACACGUUGCAGAAAAUAAUAAACAGGCUGUUGCAAUGGAUCUGUCCUUUAGAUCAUGUAAAGCGUAUUUUAACAUUGGCUUAAUUAACCACUACAUAACUGCAUUAAUGUCACACAAUUUAAUGUCCAAGAUUCGAAUUAAAUAAAAAUCAAGUGAUCAGGUG
Molecule: messenger RNA, 909 nt
Organism: Spea bombifrons (plains spadefoot toad)
Lineage: Eukaryota; Metazoa; Chordata; Amphibia; Anura; Pelobatidae
Gene: DSTN
Product: destrin, actin depolymerizing factor
Exons: 4
Coding region: 127-591 (154 amino acids)
Biological process (GO): actin filament severing; actin filament fragmentation; cell motility
Cellular component (GO): actin cortical patch; actin cytoskeleton; cytoplasm
Molecular function (GO): actin filament binding
Source: RefSeq, a predicted model, not a curated record